Xiphophorus hellerii (green swordtail) is the source of this 3834-nucleotide messenger RNA. RefSeq names its product inhibin beta B chain-like. Gene Ontology annotation, molecular function: cytokine activity; growth factor activity. Gene Ontology annotation, cellular component: extracellular region. Lineage: Eukaryota; Metazoa; Chordata; Actinopteri; Cyprinodontiformes; Poeciliidae. Bases 1545 to 2726 code for a protein of 393 amino acids. The transcript has 3 exons. The record is from RefSeq and is a predicted model, not a curated record.
GCAAAGAACUCACUCAGUCAAGAUCUGACGCUGGAACCCGGAUCACUUCAAGGACACCCACAAAGAGACCAAACCACGGCAUCGGCCCCCUGGAGGAAGUCCAUCUUCAUCUCAAAAUACAGACGACCCUGGUUGCCAACCCCAAGGACAAGAACUACACAGUCUCACUUUUCCUCAUUGUUAAAAUAAACUUUAUUUAUCUGAUCAUCUUCUGUAUGUGGGAAAAGAAACUAGGACCCAUCAUAACAAAAUGUCACAUUUUCAAAAAGGGUAAAAAUCAAAAUCAUAAGGGAUUCCUUUUUAGGAGGCUAAUAUGCAUUAUUAAAAUCUAUCUUAGAUUAAGCUUUUGAAAUAAACUCCAAUUGUCUGUUUAUAAUUUAAAAAGACAAUACAGACUGCAAUCAUCAAUAUUUAACCACAUGUUAAUAUGUUUGCAUAAUUAAACCCAUAAUGUAUAAUUUUAUGCAUAGCACCAAAAUAAAUGAAGCUGUGGAAGAAAAAAUCAGACUAUUUUACAGUUAUGCAUUUAUAAUACAGAAUUUUAUACUGUGCACUUCUGUAUAUAUGAUUAGAUCAUGUAUAUAUUUGUUCUCCACACAAUCCUGGUUUUAUCCUACAGGACCGCAACAAGCAGCGGGACAUUAAAAAAUGAGUGGAAAACUAGCUGAAGAUUAAAACUAUUUCAAAGAUCACAAAUUACAAUAACUGGAUCAAAAUUCGCCUGACAAUUAGUAAUUUAUUUCUGCCAAUAGGUGGCGCAAUUUCUUUGAUUAAAACCUCCUAACCUGUGAAGUUUAAUAUACUUUAAAUAAAACAAGUUAGAAAUUGGAAAAUGUAAGUUGUUUGAAACCUUUAAACAAUUUAAGGAGAUGCAGUAAGUAGUUAAAUUUUGAAAUGAAGUUCUAAGGAACUAGAGGCUCGAGCUUCACACAGUUUGGAAACAAUGACAACUUAGUUGUUCCUGCAUUUACCGCAACAGAGAGGAAAGCGGAAAGGACUAAAGGUAAUACGGCACAAACUGUUGGGAGGUAAAUGACGCAACCUCUGCGUGGGGCCGGAGGAUAAUGAAAGUGGGACUGAAGAUGUCGCGAUUGUCCCUCCUGUGGGUGGAAAUCCUCACGUGUGUGCGCACACAAAACACUCGGGACAGACGGAGCGGCUUCAGACGCUUCCGACUGAGCUGCUGGAUGUAAGAGCGGACUGGACGCGUGGCGAGUCCGUUUCUCUGCUGUGCGCCGAUUUGACAGAUCAUCAAGUGAAGGCGGUGUGACCGAGACGCACAGAGAUGAACUUUUAUCUGGCGCAGCAUUUUACGCAGUGUUGGAUCAGGCGCUGAUUGAUGACUGGAGAACGUUAGUCUGAGUUUCUGCUGCUCUUCGGCAUGUUUGGGAAUGUCUGAGUGAAUUUCUGCAAGAGUCUGCUGGAGCAGCGGUUCAUGAUUCCCCGGAACUUGCAAACGUGUGAGCUGAAUGUAGCUUUAAUUUAUUUCUGUGUGUAAAUUAAUUAACCCUAUAUCCUUAUUUGAACUAAAGCUUGGAGGCAGAAUGAGCUUAUAUAGUUUGGCGUUGUCAUUGGUUGCGUGCGCUGUGUUCGUGCGCAGCAGCACUCUGAGCGCCACGGAGACUCCGAGCUCAUCCCGGGAGUCGUGCGCCUCCUGCGGCCUCAGGACGCCGGAUCAGUCGGAGCGGGUGAACAUCGACUUCGUGGAGGCGGUGAAGCGGCACAUCCUGAAUCGUCUGCAGAUGCGGGACAGGCCGAACAUCACGCACCCCAUCCCAAAAGCAGCCAUGGUGACAGCGCUGCGGAGGCUGCACGCAGGCAAAGUGCGUGAGGACGGCCGGGUGGAGAUUCCCAACUUUGACGGCCAGGCCGCGUUUAGCAACGACGUCCAGGCAGAAACCUCGGAGAUCAUCAGCUUUGCCGAGUCAGAUGAAGAAACAAACGCUAAAACCCGUCUGCACUUCCUCAUCUCCAACGAGGGCCACCAGAACCUGCAUGUGUCCCAGGCCAACCUAUGGCUGCAUCUCCGUCUGCUGCCUGCUGGACCCGAGAAGGGCCUCCGGAGGAAGGUCACCAUCAAAAUCCACUACCAGGAGGCCGGAGCCGCAGAGGGGAAUGAGGCAACGGGCCGCUGGGUUCUGGUGGAGAAACGUGUGGACCUGAAGCGCAGCGGCUGGCACACGUUUCCCCUCUCGGAGGCGGUGCGGGCUGUGUUUGGGAAGGGCAGCCGGAGACAGGACCUGGAGGUGCACUGCGAGGGCUGCGAGACGGCCGGAGUGGCUCCGGUGCUGGUGGACCCGGGCGACCCGUCCCACCGGCCCUUCCUGGUGGUGCGUGCGCGUCAGAUGGACGGGAAGCACCGCAUUCGGAAGCGGGGCCUGGAAUGCGACGGCACCAGCGGGGGGUUAUGUUGCCGGCAGCAGUUUUACAUCGACUUCCGCCUCAUCGGCUGGAACGACUGGAUCAUUGCUCCGGCUGGUUACUAUGGUAACUACUGUGAGGGAAGCUGCCCCGCCUACAUGGCAGGCGUCCCUGGCUCAGCUUCAUCGUUCCACACAGCAGUCGUUAACCAGUACCGCAUGAGAGGCAUGAGUCCGGGCUCGGUGAACUCCUGCUGCAUCCCCACCAAGCUCAGCACCAUGUCCAUGCUCUACUUUGAUGACGAGUACAACAUCGUGAAGCGCGACGUUCCCAACAUGAUCGUGGAGGAGUGCGGCUGCGCCUGAGUCUGCCCAGCAGAUUCUGUGCAUGCAGGACUUUUCUGUGCAGAACAUCAUCUCCAUGUAUCCAUAUCUACUGAGAGCACAUUCACACAGAGCUGGUCUAAUCCAGAAAACACGACGUAGAUGUUGUGUCCACAUGAGUGUGACGGGACGAAAGAGCGUGUCUUUUUCUGACUUAAUGAAACACCUGCGUUCAGUGAUGGGGUGACAAGCAAAUUAUUUUCACCAAAUCACAUCUUGUUCUAGUUUGCCAUUUCUAGUCAAACCUAAUGGCCCAUUAUCUCCUCUGAAUGAAGUUUUUUAAAGCGCUUAAAGACAAAGACAGGAUCAACCAGUGGAAAUACUGCUGUCAGACUUUCUCCAACCCUCUUAAGUACUUAAAGCACAAAAGAAACUUGUUUGCUUAAAGCACUGUCAGUUCAUCACCUUAUACAAUUCAGAACGCCAGCACUUCUCCACUAUGCAGACAGAUGCAGCCUGACUGUCCUUUCUAGUGGAAUUAGAUAAGCAGCGCUUAAUGCUGGAGGGCCAGUCACAGGUUGGGAUGCCGAGCCGCUGCUCAGCUUUGACGUAACAUCACUUCUGGUGAAGGAACAUCCGGACGAAGAAAACGUCUCAGAGGUGCACUUUGCCCGAUCUUCCUCCCUGGGGCUUGACAGAAGACAGCCUGCAGACUCAAAGACUAGUUUCCGCCAAACAGGUCACCACAGUGCAGUGCAGCACUUGCAGGAACUGAAAUGCACACCCUGAAUAGCACUUGUAUAAAAAUGCCUUCCUGGGUCCGGAGUGUCCUGACAGAUUGCUGAACAAGUGCCACAUGAGCUAUGCAAUGUGUAGAACUCCAUAAAAUCCAUAAUCAAUUUGCUCCAUUAGACUGAACUCUGCAUCUUCUUUCUAUCCUUCACUCAUUUCUUUACUCCUCAACUGUUUAAAAAUACUUGAAAUGUGAUCUUUCGCUUGCUUUCCAAAGCGAAUGAUUGUUGUGAUGUUUGCACUGAGACGUUGCGGAAUUAACGAAACAGAAACUGCCAUUGAAAAGUUAUUUUUAUAUAGUUAAAUUGAAAUAAGUUUCAGAUGUAUUUUACAAAAUAAAUGAAACCAAAGACGCCAA